CGCCUGAAAGGCAACCAAACCCAAAAAGCCAGAAAACGAAACCAUUAACCACGGAGAGCUCGGAGAAGCCUCCCUCUCUCUCUCUCUGUCUCUCCUCUCCUCUCCUGCUCGUCCAGGGAACUCCACGCGCUCGGCCGGGCGCGACGCGAGCGGCGGGCGUAUGGGUUGCUGCCGCUCGUCGCUGCGGGAUGGGACCCACCCGGAGAAGCCGACGGAGAAGGCGGCCGGGGCGCAGCCGAACUGGCCGUCCUUCUCUGUGAACCCGCACCAGGCCGCGGCGCCGUCGUCCGAGGCGGCGGCCGGGGGAAGAGGAGGAGAGGUGGCGGCGUUCAAGGAGUACUCCCUGGCGGAGCUGAGCGCGGCCACGGGCGGGUUCGCCAGGGAGAACAUCGUGUCGGAGAGCGGCGAGAAGGCGCCCAAUUUCGUGUACAAGGGCCGCCUGCGCAGCACCCGCCGCGCGAUCGCCGUCAAGAAGUUCACCAAGAUGGCGUGGCCCGACUCCAAGCAGUUCGCGGAGGAGGCCAGGGGAGUGGGGAAGCUGCGGCACCGGCGCCUGGCCAACCUGAUCGGCUACUGCUGCGACGGGGACGAGCGCCUGCUCGUCGCGGAGUUCAUGCCCAACGACACCCUCGCCAAGCACCUCUUCCACUGGGAAAACCAGACCAUUGAAUGGGCCAUGCGUCUAAGAGUUUCAUACCACAUUGCUGAAGCGCUGGACUAUUGCUGCAACGAGGGUAGACCUUUAUAUCAUGACCUGAAUGCAUACAGGGUCCUUUUUGAUAAGAAUGGAGAUCCUCGGCUUUCGUGCUUUGGUUUGAUGAAGAACAGUAGAGAUGGGAAAAGUUAUAGCACAAACCUUGCUUACACACCUCCAGAAUAUUUGAGAAACGGAAGAGUCACGCCGGAUAGUGUCAUAUUCAGCUUUGGUACUGUAUUAAUCGACCUUCUAAGUGGGAAACGCAUACCUCCUUCACAUGCUCUUGAUAUGAUUAGAGGCAACAACAUCCAGUUAUUGAUGGAUUCACAUUUGGAGGGAAACUACUCAACACAAGAGGCAACGGCUCUGGUAGAUCUUGCCUCUCAGUGUUUGCAGUAUGAACCCAGGGACCGCCCUGAUACCAAAAAGCUGGUUACUGUACUUGAACCCUUGGAAACUAAAUCAGAGGCACCUUCCUACGAGAUGCUUGGCAUUCCAAAGCACGAGGAAGAAGCUGCUCCUCCACAACGCCCUCCUUCUGCCAUGGCUGAAGCCUGUUCUAGGAUGGACCUGACAGCUAUCCAGCAGAUUCUUGUUGCGACACAUUACAGAGACGAUGAAGGUACUAAUGAGCUAUCAUUCCAAGAAUGGACACAGCAAAUGAGGGACAUGUUGGAUGCUAGGAAACGUGGGGAUUUAGCUUUCCGUGACAAAGAUUUUACUGCGGCCAUAGAAUGCUAUACAAAGUUUGUUGAUGUGGGGACAAUGGUAUCACCAACUGUAUAUGCUAGAAGGAGCUUGUGCCACCUCAUGUGUGACCAACCUGAUGCUGCCUUACGGGAUGCAAUGCAAGCGCAGUGCGUGUACCCUGACUGGCCAACUGCAUUCUACAUGCAAGCUGUUGCACUUUCAAAAUUAAAUAUGCAGAGCGACGCUAAGGACAUGUUGAAGGAAGCUUCAGAGCUAGAAGAGAAGAAACAAAAUAACUCGAGGGGUCCUUGAGAGAGUGCUCUCGGUUCCUGUAAAGAUGCAUCAGUUUGGUCUCUUUUGCGGCUCAAAGGUUUACCGUCCUUGAGAAAAUCUGUGGCAAAAUCCAGGUUGGGUUGGAGGGAACAUGUGGUGGUAAGUGCUGUGGAGAGUAGAGUAAUGUGGUUGUAAGUUGUAACUAUUUGAUUUAUUGUUCCUGCGAUGCAUUUUUUUGGGCUCAUGUACAUGUAACAUUUUAAAAAAGAACUAAACAUGCAUGAUACAAGGGAGUUUUGUGGCUGAUAAUAAUAUUAGAGCUCGAACUAAUCCAUGGGUUGCUUGAGUAUCUGGUACUCCAA
Brachypodium distachyon (stiff brome) is the source of this 2022-nucleotide messenger RNA. Its product is annotated as serine/threonine-protein kinase BSK1-2. Lineage: Eukaryota; Viridiplantae; Streptophyta; Magnoliopsida; Poales; Poaceae. The transcript has 9 exons. The coding region runs from base 161 to 1699 and encodes 512 amino acids. The record is from RefSeq and is a predicted model, not a curated record. Gene Ontology annotation, molecular function: ATP binding; protein kinase activity; protein binding. Gene Ontology annotation, biological process: protein phosphorylation; brassinosteroid mediated signaling pathway.